Messenger RNA from Acanthamoeba castellanii str. Neff, 1275 nucleotides. RefSeq names its product Synapsin, ATP binding domain containing protein. The coding region runs from base 1 to 1275 and encodes 424 amino acids. Lineage: Eukaryota; Discosea; Longamoebia; Acanthamoebidae. The transcript is spliced from 11 exons. Gene Ontology annotation, cellular component: synaptic vesicle membrane. Gene Ontology annotation, molecular function: ATP binding. Gene Ontology annotation, biological process: neurotransmitter secretion. The record is from RefSeq and is a predicted model, not a curated record.
AUGGAAGAGGAUCAAGCGAAGAGCCCAGAACACCAAGCGAAGAGGAAGAAAGAGAAGAAAGAGAAGAAAAAGAACGAAAACGAGACCCAGAUGGAAAAGAACGAAAGCGCUGGUGACGUGGGCGAUGAGGAGACCACCCCCAAGCCAACGGUCGCGAAAGUGCCACAGCUGGUGAAGCGUCGCACGCUGCUCGUCAUUGGCGGCAAGGCCUCCAUCGACUGGCCGGCAGUGUUCAAAGGCGCCACAUUGCACGCUGGACUGGUCGACGUAACCGUUGAAAUGGCCUCCUGGGAAGAUAUUAGGAUGGUGUCAUACAGCGACUGCGGGUGCGUGGUGGACAUCGCUCCGGCGGGCGGCAGUCGCAAGUCCAUCACCCCAGACUUCCUACUCGUCCGCAGUGCCCUACAGGGCGUCUUUGGCCAGGACUACAGGAACAGGCUCUACGCGUUCAUGCACUCCAACGUGCCGUCAGUCAACACCCUGGAUUCGCUGUACCUGUGCCAAAACAAGCCGAUCGUCUACGGCAAGCUGAAGGCCAUCCAGAAGGUGCUCGGCAAGGAUGAGUUCCCGCUCAUCGAGCAGGCUUGCUAUGCGGACUGGAAGGCGAUGACCUUCUGUUCGGGCUUCCCCAUCGUCGCCAAACUGGGCACCGCUCACGCCGGGUUUGGAAAGAUGAAACUGAACAGCCAGAGCGAGUUUGAAGACUUUCAGAGCGACUGGGACUACGACUUCAGGAUUCAGAAGAUCGGCGACAACUACCGCGCGUUCCGGAGGUUUUCGACCAACUGGAAGGGCAAAGGCUUCAGCCAGAAAGACGAGGACAUCCCAGUCACGCCCCAAUACAAACGUUGGAUUGAUUUGGCGAGCAAGGCCCUGGGGAUGGAUGUCUGCGCGUUGGACGGAGUGCACAGCCGGGACGACGGCAAAGAGUACAUCCUCGAGCUCAACGACUCGGCCAUUGGGCUCAACGCGCGCUACGAGGACGAGGAUCUUCUCCACAUCCGCGACCUCGUGCUGUUCCGUAUGACCCAGGCGUUCCCCUUGCCCACGAACGAGUUGACUGAGUCACAAGACGCGGACGAAGUAGAAGACGAGGACAGUAUCGAUGCGCUGAAGGAGAAGAUCGCCAAGCUUCAAGUCAAACUCGAUCAGGUGACGGGCGAGAAGAAUGCGCUGCUGGCCGCACAGGCAGAGAAGACGCCCAGCAAGAAGUCGGGUGAGAAGGACAAAGGCCACAUGUUUGGCUUUGGGUGGAAGAAGUCAGACAAACACUGA